UCUACCUCUCCCUUGCUCAGAGGCAGAAAUACAUCCAUUCCCCAUUGAGCAGCCCCGUGCAAAACCAAGCUGGAAAAAAAAUACAGGCAAAUCAGCAGAAUCCCCAACCACACUGACUGUGGCGAUAGAUUUAUCACAAGAUCUAUCUUGGGUUUUGCCGGAGAGCUGUAUUUCACAUCCAGAAUAUACCACCAGCUCGAACCAAAUCGAAUAUAAGAGUGCUGGUCGCAGGCUACAAGCGAGGAACAAAUGCACUCGGCUUUGCGCUAUGUAUCUGGCUGAAUCUUCGCCGUGAGAGGACGGGCCAGCAGCAGCGAGGGGGAGACAGACGAGAGAGAUGGCUUCAAGCACAACAUGGCUCAAAAGUCCCACCGCGUCCAUUGCAGCCCCGUCGCCUCGGAAGGUAAUCUUCUGGACGUUCCUCGUCGCCUGUUUCACACCCUGCUCCAGCAAAAACGAAGAUGAAGACUAUGAAGACUUGACGCUUAAUAAAACAUGGGUCCUGACUCCGAAGAUUUAUGAAAGCGACGUCACUCUUAUUUUGAACAAUUUAUUGAAAGGCUAUGAUAACAAACUCAGGCCCGAUAUAGGGGUGAAGCCUACCAUUAUUGACACCGACAUGUAUAUAAACAGCAUUGGACCAGUGAAUGCGAUCAAAAUGGAAUAUACCAUUGACAUCUUUUUCGCCCAAACGUGGUACGAUCGGCGCCUGAAAUUUAAUGGCACGAUGAAAGUUCUUGGCCUCAACAGCAACAUGGUAGGGAAAAUCUGGAUACCUGACACAUUCUUCAGAAAUUCAAAGAAGGCAGAUGCCCACUGGAUCACUACCCCAAAUCGAAUGCUUAGGAUUUGGAACGAUGGGAGAAUAUUAUACACACUAAGGUUGACGAUUGAUGCAGAAUGCCAGCUUCAACUGCAUAACUUCCCAAUGGAUGAGCACUCCUGUUCACUGGCGUUCUCAAGCUACGGCUAUCCGAAAGAUGAAAUAAUAUACCAGUGGAAGCAAAGUUCAGUUGAGAUUGGCGACACUCGCUCUUGGAGACUGUACCAGUUUACUUUCAUUGGAUUGAGAAACACCACAGAGUUUGUGAAGACCACUUCAGGAGAUUACGUUGUAAUGGCAGUGUAUUUCGACCUGAGCAGAAGAAUGGGGUACUUCACCAUUCAGACCUAUAUCCCUUGCACAUUGACCGUGGUUUUAUCCUGGGUCUCAUUCUGGAUCAAUAAGGAUGCAGUACCUGCAAGAACGUCUUUAGGCAUCACAACCGUCCUGACCAUGACCACGCUCAGCACCAUCGCUCGCAAGUCCCUCCCCAAGGUCUCCUACGUGACUGCCAUUGAUCUCUUUGUGUCCGUGUGUUUCAUCUUCGUGUUUGCCGCUUUGAUCGAAUACGGGACCUUGCACUAUUUCGUCAGCAACAGAAAGCCCAGCAAAGACAAAGGCAAGAAGAAACGGAACAGACUGCUACGGAUGUUUUCAUCAAAGGCACCCACAGUUGAAAUCCGCCCUCGUUCGUCAGCUGUCCAGAUGAAUAAUUCCCUGCAUCAGCAGGAGCGCGAUGAGGAGUAUGGGUAUGAGUGCCUGGACGGCAAGGACUGCACCAGUUUCUUCUGCUGCUUCGACGACUGCCGCUCCGGAGCGUGGAGGCAGGGAAGGCUACACAUCCGCAUCACCAAGAUCGACUCGUACGCCCGUAUCUUCUUCCCCACCGCCUUUGGUCUGUUCAACCUGGUCUACUGGGUAGGCUACCUUUACCUGUAAACCUGGACGAGCAGACAGUAACAUAGGCCUUACCUGCUGCUGACACACUAAGACCCACUUGUAAAAACACUAAACAGCAAAAACGUGUACACUUUUAAGUAUGUCUGACAGAGAUCGGUGAUUGAAAAAGCCGUGCAUGUUUUUAUUUCUGCGGCAAAAUUGCUAUGAAUUACUUUUUCUUUCGACAAAGAAAUUUUAUUUUGCGUCUCUGGAGGACUAUUAUGAAUGGAAACGGUGCGGCAACGGAAACUCGCUGACUCGACUCUUUUCUUGCCGAUUCUACUUACUAAUUUGUCUUCUCGGCACUUAAAGCGCCAGUACAGCACUUUGGAGAUAGUUUUGCACGGGAUUCAUGUGUCGGGUACCCAAGGCUGGAUCAUUGCCCAGGGCCACAUCCUCCUGCUGAACGAACAAGAAGGGAGAUAACACAAGCCUCAGCCACCCAAUCUAGUCACAAUUUCAAAUAUAUGCGUGUUGUCAUGAUCAGCACAGCCAUUGCAAUAAAGAAUAUUGAACAAGCUGGAAAGGGUGCUGUUGGAUAAUGAUCAGACUCACACAAAGUGAUUAGCAACAUUGCACAGGUAACUCAAAGAGCUUUCAUCUCAGCAUGCAUACUACUAGUCUAACAGGGCGAGAGAGAGAGAUAGAGAGCUCUCUGAUAAGCCUGUGUGCGGAGCCACAGUAUGAGUGAUACUAAUCUACAGGUACAGACAGAGAAGAUUUACGAGGAUGUUACCAAGACUGAGCUAUAGGGAGAGGUUGAGUAGGCUGGGACUCUGAGUCCUUGGAGCGCAGGAGGAUGAGGGGUGAUCUUACAGAGGUGUUGAGAUAAAAUCAUGAGAGGAAUAGAUCGGGUAGAUCGAGGACCAGAGGGCAUAGGUUUAAGGUGAAGGGGGGGCAAGAUUUAAUAGGAAUCUAAGGGGUAACUUUUUCACACAAAGGGUGGUGGGUGUUUGGAACGAGCUGCCAGAGGAAGUAGUUGAGGCAGGGACUUUCCCAACGUUUAAGAAGCAGUUAUGCAGGUUCAUGGAUGGGACAGGUCUGGAGGGAUAUGGACCAGGUGGGAUUAGUGUAGCUGGGACAUGUUGGCCGGUGUGGGCAAGUGGGGCCCUGUUCGCACGCUGUAUCACUCUA
Leucoraja erinaceus (little skate) is the source of this 2896-nucleotide messenger RNA. It is a transcript of the gene gabrg2, whose product is annotated as gamma-aminobutyric acid type A receptor subunit gamma2. The coding region runs from base 338 to 1762 and encodes 474 amino acids. NCBI's taxonomy places the organism in Eukaryota, Metazoa, Chordata, Chondrichthyes, Rajiformes, Rajidae. Gene Ontology annotation, biological process: synaptic transmission, GABAergic; regulation of postsynaptic membrane potential; monoatomic ion transmembrane transport. The transcript has 11 exons. Gene Ontology annotation, molecular function: transmitter-gated monoatomic ion channel activity involved in regulation of postsynaptic membrane potential; GABA-gated chloride ion channel activity; benzodiazepine receptor activity. The record is from RefSeq and is a predicted model, not a curated record. Gene Ontology annotation, cellular component: dendrite membrane; synapse; neuron projection.